CGAAGAAAACCCUAAAUUUCCACUCCGUCUCUGAAAUCGAUCGAUUCGAGACCCUAAUUUUGCAAUCUGAGCUCUUCGAGAGUCCAAAGGAAGCUUAAUUAUCGAGUCUCCUUGGCAGGUGUUGAGGAUUUUGAUGGUUCAGAAAACCCUAAUUUAGUUCCGCAGAGAUGAACAUGGACGCGAAGGACAUUUUGGGGUUGCCCAAAACUCCGUUGUCUAUACCACAAGAGAAGAAAUCUCGACCCCAGAAGGAUUCCCAGAGAAAACCCGAUGGAAUUUCUCGCGAGGUCUAUGCACUUACAGGGGGUUUGGCUCCGCUCAUGCCUUCCAUUGAUGUCUCUCAGUUGAAAAAACGCCCACCCUCUGACGAGAAGAUCACUUGGCAGUGGCUUCCUUUCUCAAACUCUGCACGGAAAGAUAAUUUGGAGCUUUGCCACUGGGUUAGAGUGGUAAAUGGUGUUCCACCAACAGGGGACUACUCUUUUGCCAAGUAUAACAAGGAAAGAAUAAGCCUGCUUUCGUUUCUGUCUAGAUUUUUUGAUUUACAGCAGUAAUGCUGUUUUUAUUUUUCAUUUUUAUUUUUCUCUUUUGCCUCUUCCAGUGCAAUUUGUUUCAUCACAAUAUUGAAUGUUUGGUUUGGGUGAUGCAGUCUGUUGAUGUUAUCAAAUACACAGAUGAGGAGUAUGAGAAGUAUUUAACUGAUUCUAUUUGGACUAAAGCAGAGACAGACCAAUUGUUUGACUUGUGUGAACGCUUUGAUCUCCGCUUCAUCAUUAUAGCUGACAGGUUCCCUACAUCAAGGACUGUAGAGGAACUGAAAGAUCGUUAUUAUAGUGUUUCUCGAUCUAUAUUGCUUGCCAGGGCUCCAUCUUCUGGGGAUGUUGCAGGACAUCCUCUUGUUAAGGAAUCUUACAAUGUUUCUCAGGAGAUAGAACGCAAACGUGCAUUGUCAAUGGUCCUCUCCCAAACAAAGCAGCAAGAACGAAAGGAUGCUGAGGUUCUUGCUGAAGCAAAACGAAUAGCUGAAGCACGCAUGGCUGCACGGGCUGCUGAAGAGCCUGAUUUGCCAGUCACAAGGGAAGUUGGUCCUGAAAUUGCUGAUAGGACUGCUGUUCAUGGUGAUACUGUGUCUCCAUCCAAUAAUCACCCCCCUGCAGCUGUUGUACCAUCAACUUCAAUGAUGGCUGAUAAUGCCUCCACUUUAGCUUCCUUGCGAAUGCUUAAAGUGUAUUUGAGAACAUAUGGACUUGAACAAAUGGUUCAAGCUGCAAGCUCAUCUGCCGGACUUCGGACCAUAAAGCGUGUUGAGCAAACUCUACAAGACCUUGGGGUUAAUUUAAAACCAAAGGUGCCAACCAAGGCUGUUUGUGCAGAGCAUCUUGAAUUAAGAAAAGAGAUUCUUACUCUACUAAAUCUUCAGAAACAGUUACAAUAUAAGGAGGCAGAGGGUUCAUCUUUCCGUGAGGGUUCCUAUGGUGAUAUUCCAGGCACACCACCAAAGCGCUCCAACCGUGGUGCUGAUCAAGAUCGGCCAUUUGUUCCAGACUCCACUAGUUUUGGAGGGGAAAGGGUUGGCAAAAGGGACCAGAAACGAAAGGGACCUGGAAGGGCAUCUGAGACUCCAUCAUCACCAGCUCAUAAAAGGCCAAGAAAGUUCAAAACUUCAGAUCUAUAAACAAGUGGUGAGGAAGGAAACUUAUCUUUUAUAAUUAAAGAGUUCUCAGCAACUUGGCGGUCAUUUGAUUCGCUAAUGAUUUUUUGGUUCCACCUUUUUAUAAGAUUUGGUUGAGACCAAAUGCAAUACACGGGGUGUAAGGUGGUGAACCUGCAAAACACCUGAUUCCGAGGCUCUGGAGGACACAGCUAAGCCAAUUUUGAAGUUAAUUUCAUCUGUGAAGCCCCAUUCACCGAAGUGUUGUCAUUAUUCUAUAUCAGUAGCCGAGUUGUAUGUUUUACAAGGAGACAUUUAAGGAGACGUGACACCAUUAGAAUGAAACAGCUUCGAGAGUCCGAGGACUGAAAUCCCUAGUUAAUUGGUUCCUCAUUGAAUCAGAAAUAGUCUUCCAGUUCUAUAAAAGCUAUUGCUUGCGACGACAAGUUGUACUUUCUAAUUUCAAUUGAUGCCACUCAUGUAAAUGAUAACACGCUCUUUGGUAUGAUAAUUUCCUCAGCUCGCAGAGACGUUCAUGGUUUCCAUGCUACUUUAGAGGCUUUAUUGUGUCAAGAUUCAAGAGUAGGUUGCAUUGCUAGAACGGAUAAAAUAGUUCAAGGGCUAGUUUCGUGGUUUUGACAGAUAUCACCAUAAAAGAUGUCACCGACUUUUGAUAAAUGCUCUACUUUAGCAGAUAUCAUCUUGCAGAGUACCAUGCACGGCAUUCGAUUCUCAAAAUUCAAUCUUGCUCUCAUCUUCCACCCGGUUAAAGGACUGAAAUUAUUAUCAGAAAAAUGAAUUGAAGUCUCUCCA
Messenger RNA from Rubroshorea leprosula, 2464 nucleotides. The record is from the annotation of a GenBank genome assembly. NCBI's taxonomy places the organism in Eukaryota, Viridiplantae, Streptophyta, Magnoliopsida, Malvales, Dipterocarpaceae.